Messenger RNA from Corvus hawaiiensis (hawaiian crow), 1720 nucleotides. RefSeq names its product chromosome 9 C1orf210 homolog (gene C9H1orf210). The record is from RefSeq and is a predicted model, not a curated record. The coding region runs from base 179 to 1273 and encodes 364 amino acids. The transcript has 4 exons. Gene Ontology annotation, molecular function: protein binding. Lineage: Eukaryota; Metazoa; Chordata; Aves; Passeriformes; Corvidae.
CCGGGGCGGCGGCCAGGCUGGAUCCCGGGCGCUGCCGUCUGCGGGGCCGGCGUGUGGGGACUCGGUGGAGGCCCAGAGCCGUGCGGCCGCGGCCACACCUCGCCCAGCACGGCCGGCUCUGCCGGCUUCCCAGCUUUCCCGAGACUUGUUUUUCUGGCCGGAAGUUUCCUGGAGCCAAAUGGCUCCUACCUGCCGGCUCUGCUGGGUCUGCAGCCUCCUCUGCGUCUGGUCAGCGGUGAUGGGACACCCCUGCAGCCUGGACCGCGAGGGAUGGGCCAACUGCAGUGGGAAGAGCCUUCAGCAUGCUCCCAGUUCCCUUCCAAGAAACAUCACCAGUUUGGAUCUCUCCUUCAACUCCUUGGUCAUGCCCCAUCAUAGGACUCUCUUGAAGCAUUUCCCUUCCCUGCACUCUCUCAACCUCUCCAGCAAUGCGAAGCUCACGCUGAGCCCAGCAGUCUUCUCCAACCUCGGGGCUCUGCGUCUGCUGGACCUGAGCAGCUGUGGCAUCACCUACAUCCACAUGGACACUUUCAAGGGCCUGGGAAACUUGCACACACUGCUUCUAAGAAACAACAGCUUGCAAGAGCUCGAUGUCCCUUUCCUUUUGCCACUGAAGGCUCUUAUCCACCUGGACCUGCAGCACAACGCGCUGGUCUCUGUGGACGCUUGGAGCCUGCAGCUGAUGGAGACAGUCCCACAGGUCUGUCUGGAAGGGAACCCCUGGGUCUGCAACUGCAGCGCGCACCCUCUGCAGCAAUGGCUGCAGCGCAGGCGAGCUGUGCAGGUGACCUGCGUGUCGCCCCUGGGGCUGAGGGGCCAGGAGAUCGCAGCUCUGGAUUCUCGGGACCUGGGCUGCCAGAUUAAGCGUCGGUUUGCUCGUGGGCUCAGCACGGCACAGCAGAUCACAGUGACCGAGAACAAUACCACUGCACUGCCUGCCAGGAAGGGGGGAAGGAGCUGGCCAUACCUGGUGGGAUUCCUAGUGACAGCGAUUGGCAUCUCCAUCCUGAUCGCGCUGGCUGCCAAGUGCAAGCUUGUCCACAAGAACUUCGCCAGCUACCGCCACCGGCCACUGCCCAAAAUCAGCUCCAUUGGAGGCAGCCCCAUGGAGGAUAGCAACAGCUGGGACAGGGGCUCCUUCGGGAGCCGUUCCAUACCUGAUGCCGCCGACCUGCAAGCUGAGGAUGAUGAUGGCUUCAUCGAGGACAACUACAUCCAGCCCAGUGAGCAGCUGCCAGCAAAGGAGGAGCGAGAGUUGCAUCAUUCCAGCUGAGCUUACAAGAACUCAGCCACCACUGCUGCGGCCUCUUGCUGUCUCCCUAGUUCCACCCCUUUCCCACCUGCCCUUGGCUUUUCACCCCACAUGUUUGGGACAGGAGGAAAGGAGCAGAGAGGAGGGGAGAGAGGGCUGGGCUGGGAAUGGUGAUGGAGGCUGAAGGCAGCUGGUCCCAGAGUGUCCCAGCAUGACACCAGUAGGCUGCACUGUCACAGGGACACCAAAACAGCUGCUGCUUUCCCAGUCUUGCUCGGAUGCUGAGGAUGAAGGAGGUGGUGCCUAUCGCACCCAGGGAGCCCAGUGCAACGGGAAGAGAAGCCUGCCCUGGUGCUGCCUGCGGGGUCUUGGGCACUGGCCCCACUGCCCCAUGGCACCAGACCCAGCCCUGCUCAGUCCCUCAAUGCAUUGUCAUUCUGAGGUGUGAUUAAAGCAUGAUUUAUCCCU